Molecule: messenger RNA, 1854 nt
Organism: Scophthalmus maximus (turbot)
Lineage: Eukaryota; Metazoa; Chordata; Actinopteri; Pleuronectiformes; Scophthalmidae
Product: scavenger receptor cysteine-rich type 1 protein M130-like
Exons: 8
Cellular component (GO): membrane
Source: RefSeq, a predicted model, not a curated record
UGUGUCUCUGAGCAUGAAGUCAUAUUUAGAUGUCAGAUAUUUCACAAUAUCCACGCCUCAGAAUAUCUGAUGUCGCUCUGAGAGAUAACGGCCUCGGAUCAUCUUCACGGUGAAGUUUUUUUCAAGCUGCAGCUGAUCGUCGGUGUGAUAAAGAGCCGAGAGGAGCUGAGGACAGAGCUGCUUCAGACCACAUGCUGAGGGGACAUGGAUCACAGAGCGCUGGUCGUGUUACUGUCUCUCUGGAGCUCAGGAUUCUGGGCUGGAGACACAGACGGUGCAGAAGUGAAACUGUCUGAUGGCGUCACGUUGGAGGAAGGAGAGAGUCGCUGUGCUGGUAGAUUGGAGAUAGAACACCAGCGACUCUCCACGCCAGAGGAGGAACUGACAGCAGUAGAUGAGACGUGCAGGCAGCUCGACUGUGGAUCUGCUGUUUCAUGGCAAAAAAGUCGAACCAGUAUGAGACAUCCUUUAUUUGUAGACAUCACAUGUUCAGAGUCCGUCAGGCUGAACGGGACCAACCGGUGUUCAGGCCGACUGGAGGUGAAGUCCGACGAGUCGUGGUCAUCGGUGUGUGAAGGGGAGUUUGACCAGCAGGUUGCAGAGGUGGUCUGCAGGGAGCUGGACUGUGGGGCUCCUUCAGUCCUCCAGGGGGCGCUCUAUGGAGAAGUGGAGGCUCCAGUGUGGAGCAGAGAGUUCCAGUGUGAAGGAAAUGAGUCUCAUCUCCUGGAGUGUCACAGAUCAACCUGCUCAUCCGGCCGAGCACUUGGACUCACCUGCUCAGACCAUGAUGAUGUCAGGCUGGUGGGAGGAGCCAGCCACUGCUCUGGUGACUUGCAGAUGAAACAUCAUGGAGUCUGGAGAGGACUCGAUUCCAUAAACUGGAACGUGAAGACACCAAAUAUAAUAUGUCUUCAUCUGGACUGUGGCUCCUCAGUUUCACCACGAAUGACAAAAUAUUCUUCACUACGUCCUGUGUGGAGGAUCGACUCGUCCUGUGUCCUGUCCACAGAUCAACUGACAGAAUGUUUGAGAACAGAUUCUACAUUGAGCCUUUACAGCUGGUUCAUCACCUGCUCAGAGUCCGUCAGGCUGAACGGGACCAACCGGUGUUCAGGCCGACUGGAGGUGAAGUCCGACGAGUCGUGGUCAUCGGUGUGUGAAGGGGAGUUUGACCAGCAGGUUGCAGAGGUGGUCUGCAGGGAGCUGGACUGUGGGGCUCCUUCAGUCCUCCAGGGGGCGCUCUAUGGAGAAGUGGAGGCUCCAGUGUGGAGCAGAGAGUUCCAGUGUGAAGGAAAUGAGUCUCAUCUCCUGGAGUGUCACAGAUCAACCUGCUCAUCCGGCCGAGCACUUGGACUCACCUGCUCAGGUCCACGCAGAUUCAGGUUGGUGGGAGGAGCCAGUCGCUGCGCUGGUGAACUGGAGAUGAACCACCAGAGAGAGUGGAGACCAGUGACUGUCGGGGUUGGAUGGAACCAGAUAUCAGCAGAUAAAGUUUGCACACAUCUGGAUUGUGGAUCUGCUGUUUCAACAAAAGUUACAGAUAAUUCUCCAUUCAGACGUGUGUGGUGGAUCGAUAACGACUGUGUCCAGUCCGAAUCUGAACUCAGGGAAUGUGUGAAGCUGACUGAUCUUUAUAAAACCAAGGAUGGCCUUGAAGUGAUCUGCUCAGGUUUGCUGGUUCAGCCAAACGUCUCCGUCUCGCCCAUUGUUGGGGUCUCCGGGGCCGAGCAGCAGGGGUAUCAUGUGCUCCUGGGCUCCAGCUUCACCGUCACGUGUUCUACUGAACCACAGUACCAAGGAGGCUCCUUCCACCUUCUCUUCACCACCUCCGACACGGCACACAACUACACCCUG